GAUAUCGGCACUAUUCUGGCAUGAUUGAAAAAAUUUUAAAACAACAUUAUAAGAUGCAACGACAAACAGCAACAAUAAAUGCUGAUCCAAAAUUAAAGGCCUAUAAUCGUGCCAGAAUGGGAAAAAUAGUAAG
Racocetra fulgida is the source of this 133-nucleotide messenger RNA. The record is from the annotation of a GenBank genome assembly. Lineage: Eukaryota; Fungi; Glomeromycota; Glomeromycetes; Diversisporales; Gigasporaceae.